GUUUUGUGCUGGUGUGUUGGGGUUUUUUUAAGACAGCCAAACUCUGUGUGUUGUUGGAAGACCUUUAUUACAUGCUGAAGUUCAGACUUAGUCCUGAGUUACUAUUCAAAGUAAAUACUUAACCUGUUUCUUUUCUGUUUCUAGCCAAGGUAUGAGUGUCUGUCUAGAAUGUCCAGGUGCGCACAGCAGCUUAGAGACCAUGAUACAAAUCCAUGUGUAGCGGAAACAGAUGCCUCUAGAAGAUGUAUGGAUGACAACAAUUAUAACAAGGAUAUGUGUACUGCUUAUUUUUUGAAGUACAAAAGCUGCAGAAAAUUUUGGCAUGACAUUAUGAUGCAAAGGAAGAGAAAUGGUGUGAAACCAGAGAUGCCCUCAGCAGAAGAGAGAAAGAAAAUUUUGGAAACAAUGGGGAAGCCCUACUGACUAGAAACUUGCACGGAUUGACUGUUUUCAUGACUUAUCAGCAACAAGUUGCCCUUUUAUGAACUGGACUUUACAGCUACCAUAUCUUGGAUUAAAAUAAGCUCUUAAAUUUUGAAAUGUGUGAACUUUCUAGGAUAGAACUUCUUGGUUUUACUCAUACUCCCUGUCAUGGGAACUAGGCCUAUCACUGGAAGACACGGGUAUCAACAGAACUUAUGUCUAGACACUUUGGAAGUAGAAACUAAUUUGCUGUGAAAUGCUAAAUAUAAAGUGACUGGGACUCACAAAAGGCCUGUUUAAAAAGAGGGGGCUGGUGAGUGUUGCAGUGUAGUUCCAGGGAUGGAGCAGGUUGAGAGACUGGUACGUGCACCGUGUUUCUUGCAUCCAGCUAUUCUGCCUAAUAGUAUGGAUUUACCACAUGUGAUCUUAUCACUGUGUUCAUGUGAGUUGUAUUCUGUGUCCCUGGUUUAAAUAAGACUGUUCAUGAACUAAAAUUCCAAAUCCAACAAGCUUGUCGUUAGGUCUGCCACUGCACUUGUUGGUGACAGCAGAAGCUUGUGAUAAAUCAGAUCCCAAGCCUUGCUUGUUACAAGGUUAGAGAGGCUGACUGACUCCUCAGGUCUGAACUGAAUAGUACCUUCUGUGGAUAGUAAAUAGAUACUUUACUGGCAGGGAGGUGGAGGGGGGGAACUUGUAGGCAUGUAAACAUAUACUCUGAGUGACAUGGCAGGUUUAACUAUAGUAUGUCUAUCUAAGACUCUGGACAGCUGAAGCCCUGGGUUUGGAAAUGCUUACUCAUAUGAGACUACAAAGCUUGGUUUGAACAGGUACUCUGAUCUUAAGUAAGACUGAUUCCUUAACUAAACUGAACAACUAAUAAGUGUAAAUGGGUUGCUGUCUAGUGGAAACACUGUUUUGUUAUCUCCUGGACCUUCUGGUGUCCUGGUUUAAAAGCUUGCACCCUGUGGUAAAAGAGAAAAACCACUGUCAUGAGCUCAAGUUCCAUGUGAAAUCCUUUAGGACUUACUGCGAUCAAGCUGGCAGAACUCUGGCUGACCUCAUGGAGGAUGGUGUAAAAGUGUUGUCUCUAUUUAGACUGUUUUGGAAAGACUUCAUGGCUUCCUGUUUCUCCUUCUGUCUGGCUUGUCUUGUUUCUUUCCACUGGAGGCCUAUUUCUAUGCUUAGUGGGAUUUUUAUGCUGUUUCCAGCUUCCCCCUUGUUAUUUGACCUGACUGGUAACUAAGGGAGAUCUGUUUUUCCUCUUCUUUGUCUAUUCUUCUUAUACAUCUGAGUUUUGAAAUGGAUUGAUCAUACCCCUUUUUGUUACUCAAAUGAGUGUGUAACUCUAUGCCUUUUGAGUAUGCAGUUCUCUGAGCAUAGCUGUGCAGCCUCCAAGCCAUAUGACAAGUUUUCUAGUCGGUUUUGGCAAGGGAAGUAGACUUUCUUCAAUCAAGAUGAUCAGAUUCUUUAUUUUAAAUUACUUUCUCUGCACUUACAGUUCAAACUUUGCUGACUGUUUUUUGUUGUGGAACAGAGAAGAACCUUUCAUGAUAGAUUCAAAAGUGCUUCCUUGUCCACCACUACCUUGUCACCUUCUUCCAAUGCCCUCUUACAUACCAGUCUUUGCCUUUUUACCCAUUUGGCACUAAUUCUUUUUUACUGAUUUGAGCAUUUGGUCUGUUCUGACUCCAACUUUUUUUUUUCCUAGUAGCUUUGUUCUGUCUCUGAUCUAAUGAUGUAGUUCUGCAAUGACUUUCUAACGGGAAGCUCUUCUUGAAGGUACUGUGUUGUGUUCUUCCUCUCUUAGUGAGAGGAGAACUCCUUGCUUUCAUUAGUCUUAGCUGUAAUGUUUCAUUGGCCAUGCCUCUGUUUGAUCUUCCUGUUCUUCUGCAGUUUUGGGGGAGCUGAUUGUCCCCUUUUCCUUAGGGCUGUGUCUUGACUCUUGUUUUUGUUGCCUUGCUUGUCUAAGGGCAUCUUCUCCCACUUGACACAGAUUUGUCGUUUGGCACCUCUGCUGUAAUUUGGGCAUGUUCUUUGCUCCUAUGGUUUUAGCUACUAUUCUAGUACUUGCUGUUUUCCUGUUGCUGUGCUCUUAUGUUCUGGGCUUACAUUAAAAUCUACUGUAUGUUUUAGUUCUAUGCAAGAAAAAGAAUAUUCUGUCGAUGUGAUUAUGCUGAUUCUUCUUUGCGUAAGCUCAGGUUCCUUAAAGUCAUCUCAUUUAUCCUACAUUUUCCUUUCAAUUUUUCUUUGUGUGGAAAUGGCCUUUCUUUUAGGUUAAUUGUUGCAUUUACAGGGUUUUUUCUGCCAAUAUUUACUUGGAAAGUUUCCACUGGUUUUGUUUUCUUGUAAAGGAUGUCUGACUUAUCUUUAGACUUCAAUAGGUACCCUGUACUGCUUUGUAGAAUGUUUGCAAAGAACUAGUACUGGACUUCAGGAAGUCCAAAAAGGAGAUGCGUUCCCUGCUUUCAAGUAUCAGUGCAAGAAUGUGGGAUCACAGGACAGGCUAAGGCACAUGUAAUGCAAGAACAGUAUUCAUUCUAAUAUUAGACUUCCUGAUCAUCAGUGGACACACAUGGUAAGCUCCCUGUGGCUGUUACAACAAAGUUUCAUUUAGUGAAGAAUUGAGGGCACUUUGAGCAGUGACCUUGUAGACUUACUUUGGGUAAUCCGCCAUCCAUUGUAGGGAAUGCCAUUUAUUCACUUAUUUCCAUUGCAUAUGCCUUAGUUACUGUUAAAUAACACAACGUCACAAAAAAUCUGGGAAAUCAAGAAGUUUUAUUUCUCAUGUCCUAAUGCCUCUCGAGUAAUCCAUUAAGUCUGGGUUUUCAUCAUUUUUCCCCCUCAUUGCUGUUCUUGCUUUCACUACUGAAGCUCAAAAGUGGUAAGUUAUGAUAGCUAAAACAUAGGCUCUUAUGUAUGAAAUGAUUGAGGUUUUUUUUCCAUUAAUUUUUGUCGUGUGAUUAACUGUCUUUGGUUGUGAGCCAAAGAUAAUGGUCUUUUCCUCAUACCUGAGAGCUUAUAUUCCACACUUCACUGAAACACUGAGGUAAGCUGUAGCCUGCCAGUCUUACUAGGCACGAAUAAACUGGCCUGAAUUCUUCAUUUUGCUAAAGCACUCUUGUGUACCAGCCCAGAACACAUAACAUGGUGGACCGAUAUAAUUAAUUCAGAAGCAGUGAAAAGACCUGUGGGCUUGUUUUUUGUUUAAUAGGUGUAAUUAUUUUCCCUGUGGUACAAGGACCAAAUCUGGAUAGGGGUGUUAAAUUUUAUUUUUUUUUUUUUAUUCAACAGCUGGAUGGUGCUGUUGCACAACAGUCUAUGAAAACAGAAUCACUCCACCCACUACUGGCUCUUUCAAGUUUUUUUAGCCUCUUCCCACAGAGAGUAGAAUUCAUGCAGAAGAAGGGGAAGAUCGGUGCUGUCUCUACAUUAUAAACAGAAGAAGACAGGAGUCUAAAUCACUGCUGGAAAAUAGGAGGUUUCUGUGCAGCCUAAGAGACUUUGGAAUAUGGUCCUUGAAAGACCAUUUUUUUUACUGUGGUCAUUUGAUUGCAGCUGAGCACCAGCUACAGUCUCUCUGCUGGGCCCAGGUCCAUGUCCAGACUCCCGUCUACACAUUUUACCGUCUUACCUUUCCCAUUACCUUACAGUGCAGGGCCUUUAGCUCUGGAAAUUUGCUGAUGUAACUGGGAUGAGUCUGUCCUCUUGAAGGUGUUCGAAGUAAUCUAGCUCUAGAGUCCUGAAGACUUGAUGUUUAAUAGCUGAAGCUUUGAAAAGUGGGGAGUUGCAUGUGCUGCAGCUCUGAGUCUAUUUCAUGGGUUUCUAAUAAAACCUUCGCAGUCAUGUGUGACCAAGGGUAUGCAUAUAGGGGAGGUUUCCCUAAAAAUCCUGCAGAACAGAUUUACUCUGUUGUAAUGCCUUUGGAGGCAGCCCUGCAUCUGUAGUCAGUCUUCCAAAAUAGCUAUGAAAAAGUAAUCGCAGUAUGUAAAAAGUUUGGAAAAAAUAGUACACUUACUGCAGGUUUUUAUUCUCUUGCUAGAAUUUGAGGUAACUGGAGGAAAUAGUUCAGUAAGUAUUAAAGUAGUAAAAAGUAAAUCAAGCCUACUACUACAGAGGAUUUUUAUUUUUGUUGCAGCCUAUUUGAUAGGAAAAAUGUUGGGAGUAUUUAUAAAGACUAAAUGCAGUAAGUCAGUAAAAUCUUAGUAUGUUUUUUAAACAUUUGAUGGGAUGUAUAUGGAAAUAAGACUCAUCAGAUUUUGAGUAAUUUAUCUCCAUCCUCCUAUCUCAAAAUCCUUUUCUCAGUAGUUUCAGUUUUAAGGCCUUCAAUGUAACAGUCCUUAAGUCACAGAAUUGCUUCCCUUUUGACAACUGAGCUACUAAACUGAGUGCAGCUAACUUGAAAUUCCUUUGCAAUUUCCCUGUCUCUCCCUUCAGCAUCCCUUUCAAUAAGCUUAGCCUCUUGUUUUCCUCACACUGAUGUUAUUUUCUGCCCUGUGGACACCAUUUUCCUAUUACAUUACUUUAAAUUUUUUUUUUACUCCUGUACAUUACUGUUUCAUCUCCUGAUUUCUGUAUUACCUUGUUGCUUUUAUCAAUUACAUUGCUUUCCAUUCUGUCUUGCAACUUUGUGAUCACCGUCCAUGCCUGAGGUUCAGAGUUCAUCUUGGAGGUUUCAUUCUACAGCUUUAUCCUACCUAAUUGGCUUUCAUGUACUCAUCUCUUUCACAGCUAAUAGCCAUUAGCUCUGUCUGAAAUACGUUCCUGCUUAUAUAUGCAUUAUACAACUGACUUUUUUUCCCCCCCAAGUGUCUUGUUCUUUACAAGGCUUAUCUUCCUCUUCAACCUAGAAAUCUUCUUCUGUAGCUAAUUCCCUGUGAUUUAAAAAAAAAAAAGGGCUAAUUAAGUAUAUAUAUAAAAUGCUAAUGAGGUAGCUAGUGAAAAAAAUCUCCCUUAUUUUUUAAAUUGUGGUAGCCCUUUCUCAAAAAAGCUUUCCAGGUUCAUUGUAUGGUGGUGCAUCAUGUUUAAUUCAGCCUGUCAGGUCCUUGAGCAGCAACCUGCCACUUCUUAUUAGUCUGUAGAAUGCUGUACACAGCUGUGGCACUGGAGAAACAGUAAAAAUAAUACUGAAAUUGGUUAGUCUGAGAGCUAUGACAGAUUUUCAUGUCUUUCUGAUAUUGAAGGAACAUGGCAGAUGGCCUAAUUAUUAUUAGCAGUUCCUUCCCUAGGAAAUCUCUUCUGAGGAGAGACAUGAGGCCCAUUUAGUAUGAAACACUCCCACACACAGCAUCAGGAGAAAUUCCUUAAUUAUAUAAUAUCUAACAAAAUCAGACAAGUUGGGUGGCAUGGCUCUUCCAUCAAUAGGACUGAAGUUUCUUUUGGUUUUUUUUUUUUUAAAAGCUGAUAAAGUCUUCAUGGUCAAGCUAGGCAUGAAUCUAUUUUUGUCUGAGAGCAUUAUUUUAAAAAAACAAUUUUGAAAAUCAUUUUCUAUAUCUAGGCUUUUUUCUCUUUUUGCUUAGUAAAGUGUGAUAUUAGCCUUAACUUCUAGGUCCUUUAUACCCCAAAGGUUUACUAAUAUUCACAGCCUCUCUAUUUCAGGGGCUGCAUGUUUUUUUUUCAGCAUUCAAUGUGAGCAGAUUCUGCCUAGAGCCCCAACCCUAAUCUAUUUAAAUCUAUAUGGAGCUAUUCCACAACCUGCUAUUGUUGUUUGGGUUUUCUUUAAAUUCAAACAUUAAUUGCGGGUGAAUUUUUUUUGCAUUGCACUAUUCUUCCAACCAUUCUUCCAACCAUUACUCUCUCUUCUAAGUCCCACUACCCCUGGGCUACCUCUUUACCCAUUUACAUAAACAGCUAUGCAUUGCACAAACUUCCCGAUACUUAAGUGACUUCAGCAGAACACAGACUUGAAACAAAAAUGAAAAUUGCUCAAUCUCUGAUUUUUAAUGUUUUCAGACAGUUUCAAAACGAUCUUGCCUCUUUGGUAUUUCUUCUGGGUCAUAUUAGUGGAUAGAAGCUAUGAGCCACUUUUUGAAGCUACUGUGUAACAAACAUUUUCUGUUAAUGCCAAACUCUUAUUUUACAGAGAAAACACUUUUACCCUGUUAUGGUAAACAUUGCCACAAUUAUUACCUCUGAUUUUAGCUUUUUCUUUGUACUACAUAUUUUGUUCUCGUUGUCUUGUAACAUCCUCAGUGGAACAGAAAUGCAUGUGUCUUGGACUACCAGUUCUUUAUGUGUAUCUCUCACUGCUCAGGUUUUUUUUACACCUUCUCCAAUAUACUUUUGGUUUUUACUAAAGGUUUUUAAAUUCAGCCUUUGCUUUUGGGAAGACACUGUUAAAUCCCUGUAUUUCAGCACCUUAACUAUGCCAUGUUUGUUUUGUGUUUUUUAACACUUCAUGUGACUCUUCCCUAGCAUAAAAAUGGUUCAUUGCCCUGUAAAAUUAGUCAAUCUCAGUCACUGCAAAACACAAUUUCAUGUGUGCUAUGGAUCAAUAGAUUCAAAAUGGAAAGUAGAAAAAUCAACAAAUUUUUAAAAAAGAACCCUCUUUUUAAACUUACUGUUACUGGAAGGGAUAAAAAUAAAAGAUCUAACUGCUUUUCAGUAAAAGCAGUUGAAUAUAAAUGUUGGAUGAUGCCAAAAAUAUCUGCAGACUAUACAGUUUGGAAACUAUGGGUUGGGUCAGAUUUUUGUUGUCUAUGCGUACAACAAAAUUGAACUAGUAUUUGUCAAAAAUCAGCAUUCUGUGUAUAGAUAAUGCUGCACUGUGUUAUUUCAAUGGGUUAAAAACUGCACUUCAGAGUUCUGAUAUGGAAAACAACUGUAAGAUGAAUAAGAAGAUGUAAUGACAAGAAAGAUUAUGCUCAAGAUAGAAAAGAGGUACUCACUGAAUGUACUAAAAGCAAUUCACAGCUCUAAGAAAGUUAGACUAAUACAAAUAAGGGGCAUGAGCUCAAGCUUUAAAAUGUAAGUAUGUGAAGAAUCUAAACAUUUUUCAUUGCAAUUGUUUUGUCAAAAAGGAUUUUGCAAUGCUUUUGCAGAAAUAGCCUGCUGGUAAUAUUUUUUUUUUUAUUGUGCCACAUGUGAAUCUCAAUUUUUCUUGCCUUGAAACAUGUGGACCCCUGAGCAGUCUUUGGCUCUGGACUUGCAUGCAGCUGUUGAAGUGAUCAGUGAAUGUGGCUGCAUGUGAAAAGUAGGGUGACAGGAGUUUUGUGGCAUUUUCUCCUGAUUUUUCUAACAGUAGAAUUGAAUGAAGUUGCUGCACUGGAAUAUGUUAGCAAUACAGUGCUUGCUUCAAUAUGUAAGUAACAAAAGGAUGGAAUGAAGAUAAGGAACAGAUUUUAAAGUAGGGUCUGUGCUAUGAAUUGUCAUGUCCUGUAGUAUCAGUCUUCAGGGCUUUGGCUCUAGGUUUCCUAGGGGUGAACGGAUUCAAUCAGACAUUACUGAUGGUCUAAGAAAUGCUGUGUUUUAGCAGUCUUCUGCUUGACAGAUAAACAAAGGCAGUCUGUUAAAUAUUUAAGUUAAAUAUGAUAGUUUAAGAUCCUGGGCUGGUCCUAUACAGGAUGGAAGAAUCACUGACUCUCAAAAUGUAGAUCCCUAAGGGCCUGCUCACCUGUUGGCUGUCUCCAUGUGCAGACAUGUAAAGCUUGUGGGUGCCAAACACUCUGACAUCAGAAGUCCCUGGUGCUUCAUGUUCUGCUUUUGACUUUGCUGCUAGCAGUGCUGAUGGACUGGGUGUCUCUCCCCACCGUGGCACUGCAGCAAUUUAUGGAAUACCCAUUUCACCUCAUCAGCCCUGCAGAGUGAUUGUAAAGUGUGCUAGUGUGUGGGUGAGCAGAAGGAAAUAUUUUUUUUUCUUGCAAUGUGUUACUUGACAGUCAUAUUUUGUGAUGCCCUUCAGCAACUGUCAUUCCAAGUCCCUUGUUCCUGUUCUCCAUCUAGUGCCUCUUUGUGAUCCCCACUGUCAGUGCUGGUUCAGGGCUCUAGCCUGGACAACAUAGCUGCAAAAUAGAGAAGGGAAAAUGGGGGAGAAGGGAAGACUGCUUCUUUUCAGCCCAGCUGGACCCCUGAGCACCUCACUAUGCAGCUGCAGCCACACUUUGCCCCUGGGCUGGAAGGGACAAUGUAGAGUGUCUGAGUGAGCAGCAAAAGACAGGGAGCAAACGCUGAAGCCACAGCUGCUGUCACAGGUCACGCAAGGCUUUCUGUGCCUGAAAAAGGGGCUUAGGUAUCCAAUGCUGUGAGUACACGGGCUGUGGUUCUCGAGGUGGCAGGCAGAUAAAACCUAGAAGGAGCCACGAUUUCCUAGCAUCUCCAGCUGGGCAGUGUAAAUAGUCAUCUUGACAAUGUGCCAGUCUUUUUAGUCCUAGAUGUGAUUGAACUGCAAUCAAGUGCUGCAGGCACACACAGAUGAGUAGGGAAGCACUGAACAGGCUCAGUGGUAGGUUUUACCUACCUGUGUGUGAAAAGCUGUUCUCAGGCUUCUGCCCUCUAAAUUUUAAUGUUCAAAACCCUGAGAAUCAAUUAUGUUAAUAAAUACUUUAACACCUCAGCACUUUUAGGGUUGCCGUGGGACAAGAAGAGUUCACAAAAUGCUUUCAUUUUCUGUGGUGUAGAAAAAUUGCCAGCCAGGAGUUGGCAGAGAGCAUCAGUAUCUCUCUUGGUCUCUUCCAGUUGGCAGCUGCAGAAGAUCAGCCUGCUGGAAAAGCUGCUGUAAAGCUGGAUGUUUGCAAACAGCCAGCUGCUCCUUGUGUCAGGGAAAUGUCAAUCUCAGUUUGACCCAAAUAGGUACAGGUCUGCCUGAUUUCGUACUGCUCUGGAAAUACGGACUGAUCAUUUCUGAAUGUGCUGGUGAGGUCACUUGUUGCUGAUUAUUGCUACCAGUUGGCCUCUGUAUAGAAGCGAGGAGUUGACACCUUUUAAAACCAGAACAACUUGAUAAUUUAAAAGGUUAAUGGAUUCAUUUAUGGCUUUGUUUGCAUCCCCUAUCAGGUCUAGAGUUGCUGUUCACUUGUAGAGAAUGAUUUUAUGUGCAAGUUUUUCCUCAUAAUUUAUUUCCAUUUCAGCUUUUGACAUUGCUAGAUUCUGCACCAACCCAAGAGAAAUAACAUUUUCUGUUCACUAAGGGAUUAAUACUUUCGAUGAGACGUUUCUGACACAGGAGGUUCACAGAUGUUCUUGCACAAGCCUUUAAAAGGACAUUUGACAUGUGGUGUUGCAAGAACAUAUUCAGCAAAUUUUAGGUAAGCAAAAUGACUUAAUAAAACACUUUUCAUCGAACCAGUUGGAGACAAAUCAAGUACUUUGCCAAGAAAUUUAUUUUUAUUAGUGCAGUAUAAUUUGGUGCUUACUAAGCUAUCUGGGUCAUGCAGUGUUUUGGAGGGGAAGGAGCAGGGUUGGUGGCAUUGGGAGGUUUCCCGCUGAAAGAGGGCGGCUCUGCUGGGGGCACAGCAGCUGCCCUUACUGCAGAGCUGCUCCUCCUCCGGGUUUUUAAAGAAGGGAUCGAUACUGUGCUACACAACCCAUCCCUGAAACUUGAAGGAAAAAAAAAAUCGUAAUUUGAAACAAAAGCCAAAGAAAGGUGAGCUAUUUCAUACGUCUGCUUCACUGCCUUCCAUUUCAGCAGCGGUAAAAAAAACCUGAGAGGGGCUGGAGUAGGAAGUUGUAACACCACCAGAAAGCGUUCUAGGACUCUGCUUCCUGUCUCACAGUAAUUUCAGGGUUUUCUAACAAGGGGAACCAUUCACUGUGUUAAAUUCACACGCAUAAACCCUUUUGUGGGUAGUGAAUGCUUUGGCAUAUGCGAAGUUCUUCUUUCAAAAGCCCAUAUUCAAUACAGAUUUCAACACUUCUGGACAGGAAGUCAUCUCUGUAUCCCCAAAGACUGAGAACCAUGAAAGUUACGUGCUUUUUAUAGUUAAGUGUGACUUCUCCAAAGAGGAAUGAUUGCACCAUGAGGAAGGAUUCCACACCCCCCCCCCCCCCCCCCCCCCCCCCCGAAAUUGCCUGCUCAUAUCACUUUCAGUAGAUAAAGAUGGGGGGGCGGGAUUCAGGAUACCCUGUAUCUUCACAGUGGGUCUUGGAUGAGACAUUACAGAUCACAUGCUUUUGAUUUUUGUCCCACACAGAGCCUGUCAGGCAGCUCAUAGAUAACAUUGACUUCCACAGCAUUUAUCCAAAUGACCUUAAAAUGAGUUAAUGAGGAAAAAAAAAAAAGUUAUAGCCUUCCCUUCACCACAUUAACCCCCUGAAGAGUUGCAUAAAGAUCAGAUUUGAGAGAUAGGAAGAAGACUUUGUUUAUAUUCCCCUUAUUUACAUUACAGCAGUUGUUUAAUAUGUCCUGCUGUUUCUGGGUAGGUAGCACUUUCUGAGUGUGAAACGCAGCUUACUAGACUGCCAGAAUGACAGUUUCACACUGCAUUAUGAAGGCAGAUCCUUAGCAUGGCUUUUCUUAGAGUAAGGCAUCUACAAGUCUUUUGUUUCAUGGCCCAUGAUCCCACUUUAACCUAUCACUUCUACCUUCAUUACCCAGCAUAUGCUGACUAUUCUGACUACUCUGACUACUUUUGUCAGGUAGGAUUUAAUAAGUCUUUCUUGAUGUUAUGUGAAAUAAUCAGGCAAACCAUUAUUAGAUGUCACUACUUCAGCCACUGGACUAAGUUUUGUUAGCAAAGUGAGAUAGAAAGUAAUUUUAUUUUGUAGUAGCAUUUCAUUGUGAGGGUAUCUGUUUGCCAAGUUAAUUUUUUUUUUUUUUAAUAUACAUACUCUGUGGAGUGUGCCAUCAUUGCCUGAUUUCUGAAGCUGAAACAAUAUUGGUUUUCUUCCUAGUCACAUGUUUCUUGUUAAGAAGGAGUUUUGAUUUGGUGCUUUUAAAAUUAGAAGCAUAUUUUGAUUCAAUUUGAUUAUUUUUGAAGUUUAGCAACUCUGACAACAGAAAAAACUUCUAAAACCAACUACUUAAAAAAAUCUGGACAAGUCAAAAUAAAUGAAACAAUGCCAACUAGUUGUCCUUCAAUAACCUCAUUGUAUUUUAUCUUCUCUUUCUUCUAACAGUAUUAUCCACUAAUAUAACCCAAUAAAGAUAUUUCAGUUACUGUGUCCAUAAGCUAGUCCUUCCUGAGAAACAUCCACAUUCAUACAAUCUGAGCCAGCAACUUACAUGCAUAUGAAUGUUCAUUAAUUUCACUGGUAGAUCUGAGAGAAACUGUUAGAUUGUAAGGACUGAGCUGCAGCCUUGAAUGUUUCUGGGUGGCUGGUAGCAAGUUUACUUCUGUGAGACAGAUGAGAAACACUUAAGCUAUCAUACUAGUUACAUUUAAGAAAAUGCAUUGCUUGUGCCAAGGCAUUUAGAUAUUGUUCUUCCAAAUGAACCUCAGAAUGUCCUGAGUUGCUGUAAAUGAUAGCAGCCUUUUGAAAUGUUCCCUUUUUGCUAAACAGAAUCAGAGCUGUUGGAGAUGCAAGUGUGAUAUCCUGCUUAUCUGGGGGCAUAGCAAACAGCAUUGCUGAAGAUUAGCUUCACCUAUAAACAUUGAAAGAAAGCGUCCAAAGCUCUGGCCACCCAGCAGAGUUAAAAUGCAUUCUGAUUCAGUAAAGACAGCAGUAGGAAACCAAAGUAAUUUUUUUCCAUUUGUAAGAAGCCAAAUCAUGUAACUGGUAUUUUUUUCCCCUCAGGUACUGGAAAAACCUAAUUCCUGAGAGGGAAAAAAAAAAAAAAAAAUUACAUCUGCUAGUAGGUCUUUGUUUCUUAUGUCUGCCCUGAAUUUUACCCUGCUAUCAAGGACAGCUAAGAUGUUAUUAACCAAGAGCAAAAAAAAAACCCCUUCCAAAUUCUUCAUACAGACCAUAUUCUACCAGCUGUGUUGAAAUAAAUGAUGCAGGGAAUGGCAGCUAAUGGCACUUCUGAAAAGGACAUCUCUAACCCUAUUAUGAACACUGGUAGUUUCCAGGUAAACCUAUACCCAUGGUUUCAUUGUUCAAACUUCUAGGUCUCCUUCCCCUAAAAAGCAACCAACCAUCAAUACCCACAACAAAACCAGAGAAGAAACCAGCACACAUCUUAAGUAAGUAUUUACAUGUCAGUGUUGACUGUAUGUGUAUAAUCAUGUGCAUGAAGCAAUCAUAUUCUAGCUCUCAAAACUAGAAGUGUAUUUUCCCCCCUUUCUUUAAGAUGUGUUUAAAAUAUUUGGAUGUUAGCUAACUAUCAUUUGUGAGGAUAGUUCAAGCAAGGGGAAACAGAACGGGGAUAAAAAAUUGAGAGUAUUUGCAGGCUUGUUUUGGUAUUUAAUAAUAGAACUAUGGUUUUAUAUUAAAAAAAAUUUACAAUAAAUCAUCCCAAAGAGGGGUUUUAUUGUCAAUGUAAAAUCUGGCUUUUU
Molecule: messenger RNA, 12791 nt
Organism: Athene cunicularia (burrowing owl)
Lineage: Eukaryota; Metazoa; Chordata; Aves; Strigiformes; Strigidae
Gene: CHCHD7
Product: coiled-coil-helix-coiled-coil-helix domain containing 7
Exons: 3
Coding region: 169-423 (84 amino acids)
Source: RefSeq, a predicted model, not a curated record